Messenger RNA from Bemisia tabaci, 1039 nucleotides. RefSeq lists its product as uncharacterized. The record is from RefSeq and is a predicted model, not a curated record. Lineage: Eukaryota; Metazoa; Arthropoda; Insecta; Hemiptera; Aleyrodidae.
GCUUUCUUGCCAGUCUGUUUUCGUAGGCACCCCGCAUUUCAUUUUCGAUAAGAUUUCGAGUGAUCAUUAAGUUUGAACAGUAUUCAAGUCGUUAGUAGUGUUACUUGUUUGCAUUUUUUGAUUUUCUUCCUUGGAAAACACCAGCGGGAGAAAAUUAUAAAUUUUCCCGCGAUAGUGAUAGCGUAGCGUAGCGUAGACCUCCGCGCCGGUUCAACGAACGUGGUCCUAUUUUUUUGCUUUUUUUCUAUUUCGUCCGAAAAUUCCGAAGAGUGAAGGAUUCAUUUAACGCUUUAAGUAUUUUCAUUGAAAGCUUUUUAAAAUUGAAUCGCACGUCUGCUGUAUACCUGAAGAUUGAGUCGUACAUACAAUGCACCGUUUGCUGAAAUCCUCGGUCAUACUACUGAAUUUUCUGCUGAACCUGGUGAGAUGCGAAAUCGGCGGCUUGUCCCCGGCGUGGCAGCAGUAUUUCCCAGACACUACCUGGGCCACCUAUCCAGAGCAGCUUCAUUACCGCCCCUCAAGACUGAGAAUUGGACAAGGCUCUUAUCGCAUGCUUCCCCCUACAAGCGCAGAGCUAAAUUGUGAUUUUCCAGAUUCUAUGCUUAUGCUAUCUAAUAUAGUAUGGGAACGAGCAGAUAUGGGAAUGCGUGACUUAAACACGCUGUAUAGAAGACACGGAAUUCCUCAUCAAUACGACGUUCACGUCAGACCCAGAGGUAGCACUCUCCACCUUUUUGACGUUUCACCAAUAGAUCGUGGCCUGUACAGAUGUAUCGCAACUGCUAUGGAUCCUGCAAACAAUAGAGUAAUUACUUUGUUCCAAGACACUGAAUUCUAUCCUGAUCUUGGUUUAGGUGGCCUUGUCCCAGAAGUUAAAACUUGAUUAUUUUGAAUCAAAACUCGAACUCCCUGCCAAUCAAACUUAUAUUAAUUAAAUUGUGUUUACUGCAGUGUAAAAAGACAAUCAGUAUUGAAAAUUGUUGAUAGUGUGCCUGCAUUGCAAGUCUCUGAAUUUCAACCUUUCUUUGUAUUUAACCUA